GUUAAUGGUAAAAAACGAAUGCAUGUGGACCAUAUAUGAUGUAUUCUUUAUACAAGAAGCAUAUGGGGCAUCUUUUUCUUCUUUCUUUUCUGAUAUAACUAAAACAGAAUGAUUCAAUUCUGUUAAUGAUAGACAUGGGUAUCACUGGAGAACUCGUGAGGAGCGUCUUCUCCAAAAAUCGAUCUUUUGGAACUACCCAUGACACCAAUGUUAUGAGAACCAAUUCGGUUGAAAGAAAGAGAUGGUCGUCUGUGAGAUCGUAUCUUUGUGGCGAUGAAUUCAAUUCGGUUUUAGCAGAAGAAGAUUCGGCUUCUAGAAGAUUCUCGAGUUCAGUUUUUCUUGAAGAUUACUCUGGUUCUGCAAGAACUUCAAAAGCUACUGUUUUUAGUUCUCGAAUUGACGAUGGGUCUGAAGCCACAGUCACACAACCCAUUUCAGAAAACUCAAAUGAAAGUUUACACGACUACAAAAAGACUAAUUUGCCCUUCGAACAUGAUGCUGCAGUUGUCAUUCAAUCAGCUUUUAGAAGCUUUCUGGCUAGGAAUCGGAAUGAAAAAGAAAGAGUUGAAUCGGUGAAUGUUUGUGAUUUAGAGGUUGCAGUGGCCACCGGAAGUCCUGGGAGGGCGUCGAUAGCGACGUCGGUGGAAGUUCAAACGGGAAACUCGGUGGUGGAAGUUAACGAAGGUUGCAACAGUUUUGCUCAUCGUAUGUCAAAUCAAAAAGGGGCCAAAGUACAAGUGUCGAAGCUUAAGCAGGAAGAUUGGGACGAUAGCACAGUGAGUAGCAACAUAACAAAAAUGAGGAUUCAAAAUAGACUCGAAGCAUCUACUAGACGCGAAAGAGCACUCGCGUAUGCUUUCUCACAACAGUUAAGGAUUUGCUCAAAGAAGAAGCAAAAUGUGAGAAGUGGGAAUGAUUCAGAAACAAAUAUGAGUUGGAGUUGGCUUGAAAGAUGGAUGGCUACUCGACAACAUGAUACUUCUUUUGGGGACUUAAGCAAACAAUUUGAAGAGCUAAAUGUGAAUCAAAAGUUAAUGGUGAAAAAGAAAGUUAUAUCAGAUUUGGCGGGGGAAGAGAAGGAAAGCUGUGGAUCAAAUGAAGUUUCUAUCCAUUUUGAUAAUGUUUCUUUGAGCUCAAAAACAGCUGAAAAAUCUUACUAUAAGCCCACUCGAAACAGGCUCAAGGCAACAAGGCAAAAAUCCUCAACGGGUUAUAAGGAGUAUUCUAAGAUGAAUAGGCCAGGAGGAGUAAGAGAAAUUAGAUGUGAAGAUCAACAAUGACUCCAACGAGUUAUGACUUUUAUAUAUUAAUAAUAUUUACUACUUUGAAACCAUUAAUGUUGUGGUAAAUUUGUAUAAAUAUAAGGUUUUGAUUAGGAUGUGGGUUUAAACUGUAUUUGUAUUUGGAAUGAUAAUAUUUUAAUUCUUAAAUUAGGUGUUUCUUUUUCUAUUUGACAUAAUAAUAUUGUGAAGUUUAUUUGGUUUAA
Lactuca virosa is the source of this 1486-nucleotide messenger RNA. NCBI's taxonomy places the organism in Eukaryota, Viridiplantae, Streptophyta, Magnoliopsida, Asterales, Asteraceae. The record is from the annotation of a GenBank genome assembly.